AUGAUCACAAGUAUACAACACAAGAACCUUGUUAGACUUCUUGGGUGCUGCUCUCAAGGGCCUCAAAGACUACUCGUGUAUGAAUACAUGAAGAACAGGAGUUUAGACCACAUUAUUUAUGGCAAAAGUGAUCAAUAUCUUAAUUGGAACACUCGUUUCCAAAUAAUACUGGGCAUUGCUAGAGGAUUACAGUAUCUACAUGAGGACUCACAUCUUCGUAUUGUUCAUAGAGAUAUUAAAGCUAACAUUCUUCUUGAUGACAAAUUUCAACCAAGAAUUGGAGAUUUUGGAUUGGCCAGAUUCUUCCCUGAGGAUCAAGCUUAUCUUAGCACAACUUUUGCUGGAACACUAGGCUAUACAGCCCCUGAAUAUGCAAUUAGAGGAGAAUUGUCUGAAAAAGCUGACAUUUACAGUUUUGGAGUUCUUGUGCUUGAAAUCAUUAGCUGCAGGAAAAAUACAGAUCUUACACUAACAUCAGAAAUGCAAUACCUCCCGGAAUAUGCAUGGAAGCUACACGAGAGGUCAAAGAUGAUUGAUCUAGUGGAUCCAAGAAUAAGAAAUGCUGGUUUUAUAGAGAAAGAUGUUAUGCAAACAAUUCAUGUAGCUUUACUUUGCCUUCAAGCUCAUGCAAACACAAGGCCACCCAUGUCAGAAAUUGUAGCCAUGCUGACAUGGAAGGUCGAAAUGGUCAAAUCACCAUCAAAACCGACCUUUUUAGAUCGAAGACACAGAUGGAAAAAUGAAAAUACUUCAUGGGAAACUGUUUCAGCUGAAUUCCCUUCACCUUCAUUGACUCCUCCUCCAAAUUCAAGAGAUUAUAAUGCCAGCCAAAGCUUCUCAGGACCAAUGGUGAAAGUUUAG
Molecule: messenger RNA, 861 nt
Organism: Lactuca virosa
Lineage: Eukaryota; Viridiplantae; Streptophyta; Magnoliopsida; Asterales; Asteraceae
Source: the annotation of a GenBank genome assembly